AUGAUGCCUGGUGAGGAAAUGACAUAUCUAAGCUUUGAUAGUAUAUGUGAAUCUGAAGAUACCAAUGAAAUGGAGGAAGCUUUGUUCUCAACAGAUGUCAUAAACAACUUAAGAUUAGCCGGUUUACCAAAUCAUAAGUUGGUACUCAAAGUUGGAGCUCCAGUUAUGUUACUACGAAACCUUGAUCAACAAAAUGGUUUGUGUAAUGGGACACGUUUACAAGUGAUGAGGUUGGGAAAACAUGUCAUUGAAGCCAAAGUAAUCACAGGGACAAACAUAGGUACUCAUACUUUAAUUUCAAGACUAAAAAUGACACCCUCUGAUAAAAGGAUCCCAAUUAAGAUUUGUCAUAAGCAAUUUCCUAUAUCAGUAUGCUUUGCUAUGACUAUAAACAAGAGUCAAGGACAAUCACUAGAUCGUGUCGGUUUGUAUCUUCCACGUCCAGUGUUUAGUCAUGGCCAAUUGUAUGUAGCUGUCUCUCGAGUAAAAAGCAAAAAAGGGUCGAAGAUUCUAAUACAAGAUGAACAUAUGAAAGUCCAUAACAAAAUGAUGAAUGUCGUCUACAAAGAAGUUCUUCAAUGCAUGUGA
This is a messenger RNA of Erigeron canadensis, 588 nucleotides long. Its product is annotated as ATP-dependent DNA helicase pif1-like. The record is from RefSeq and is a predicted model, not a curated record. The transcript has a single exon. NCBI's taxonomy places the organism in Eukaryota, Viridiplantae, Streptophyta, Magnoliopsida, Asterales, Asteraceae. The coding region runs from base 1 to 588 and encodes 195 amino acids.